AUGCAAAUCCGGCUUAGCCUGCGUGGAUGGAAGCGCCUGAAGAAGGACUUUGUUCCGAAGCCCUUGCCCGAUGUCUUUUGGGAUGAUGACGAGUGGAUAUCGCAGUGCAUGAGAAAGGGCAACAAGGCUGACACACCUGCCAUCAACAAUUUCUUCGUCACCAACAAGUGGAAGUUUCUUCUGAUUGGUGAGAAAGGCGGGGAGAAACAGGGCAAUAUGAUGGAUGUUAGUGUGAAUGAACAUGAACAACCCAGCAGCCAACUUGAAGAUGGGUGGCGUGUGUGGGUAUUUGUACAUAUUUGUACUACCGGCUGGGUGGAUGGGUUUGAUGAUGAGGUCCUGGGUGCGUUUUUGUGA
Molecule: messenger RNA, 357 nt
Organism: Durusdinium trenchii
Lineage: Eukaryota; Dinophyceae; Suessiales; Symbiodiniaceae
Source: the annotation of a GenBank genome assembly